Molecule: messenger RNA, 489 nt
Organism: Pyrenophora tritici-repentis Pt-1C-BFP
Lineage: Eukaryota; Fungi; Ascomycota; Dothideomycetes; Pleosporales; Pleosporaceae
Product: Mucin multi-domain protein
Source: RefSeq, a predicted model, not a curated record
AUGCAUCUUCCAGUUACAACCGCGAUCGCUGCUUCCAGUGUGCUUUCAGGCGCGCGAUAUGACACUUCGAGCUACAAGACGAGCGAUGCUCUAUCGACCUAUGCGCCUGUCCUAGUGAUGCGUCAGGAUGCGUCUGCGUCCAGGCCACAAACUACAAUGGCUUCAACCAUCGCCGGUAUAGUAGUGGGCUCAGUACUAGGCCUGGUCUUCCUCGGCCUCCUUGGCUACGCGCUGUUUGCAGCAUCUCGUGGCAUCAACGUAUGCAAUUGCUGUAGUGAUUGUUUCGGCAAACGCGACGAUGAUGAGGAGCCAGGGUGUUUACCUUCGCGAUCUUCCGACACGUAUCCGUUCCCGGAACGGAACAAUCCUGGGCCAGGGACGGGGUAUUACCGCCCUGCGCGGCCGCUUAUGCAGGACCCUCUUCCUUUGACCAUGCCACACCAGGUUAAGGAUGAGCGUGCGGGAAAGUUGCAGCGGAAGCGGGGAUAG